UCUAGUUUUGUGUUCCCUUCCCCACCUGCAACUUUCUCAUUUUGACAAAUUGGUUUUUUCUACUUUGUUUGGUGAGUUGUAUCUCUGUUUGAAGUUCUAUAAUCAACCCUAAUUUGCUUCCUCUAUGUUUAAUGUACAGAUUUUGAAGCAUGAUUGGCCAGCAAGAUGGAAAAGCUUUAUUCCUGAUCUUGUUUCAGCUGCUAAAACUAGUGAAACAAUUUGUGAGAAUUGCAUGGCUAUAUUGAAGCUUCUAAGUGAAGAGGUGUUUGAUUUCUCAAGAGGAGAGAUGACUCAAAGUAAGAUAAAGGAGCUUAAACAAUCAUUGAACAGUGAAUUUCAACUCAUUCAUGAGCUAUGCUUAUAUGUACUAUCAGCCUCUCAAAGAACUGAGCUUAUACGUGCAACACUCUCCACAUUGCACGCAUUUCUCUCAUGGAUUCCCCUGGGAUAUAUAUUGGAGUCUCCAUUGCUUGAAACGCUGCUGAAUUUUUUCCCCAUGCCAUCGUAUCGGAAUCUCACUCUUCAGUGUUUGACAGAGGUUGCAGCACUUAAUUUUGGAGAUUUCUACAAUGCCCAGUACGUUAAGAUGUACACCAUAUUCAUGAAACUGUUGCAGGUAGGUCCGAAAUGAAAUGCUUAUUGUAGUACUAUCUUUGGUUGGCUUACUCAUCACAUCAUUGUCCAGUUUUUUCUUUUAUUUAAUUGUAUGUCUUGUUCCUGUGUUGCUAUUAAUAUUUUUUUUUCUUCCUUUUGGUC
This is a messenger RNA of Humulus lupulus (European hop), 756 nucleotides long. RefSeq names its product protein EXPORTIN 1A-like. Gene Ontology annotation, molecular function: nuclear export signal receptor activity. Bases 125 to 631 code for a protein of 168 amino acids. The record is from RefSeq and is a predicted model, not a curated record. The transcript is spliced from 5 exons. NCBI's taxonomy places the organism in Eukaryota, Viridiplantae, Streptophyta, Magnoliopsida, Rosales, Cannabaceae. Gene Ontology annotation, cellular component: nucleus; cytoplasm. Gene Ontology annotation, biological process: ribosomal small subunit export from nucleus; protein export from nucleus; ribosomal large subunit export from nucleus.